AUUACGCGCAAAGAAGACGCCAAAAGUCAGGACAACAAAAGGCGGAUUUAUCAUUUUGUUCUCUAGAGUGAAAUAGAUUGAGCACUUCUUGAGAAAAAAUGGAUCAUUAACAGUGUCCUGUCAGGUAAAGUGAUGAUAUUUUUUUCACUUGUCUCUUAGAACUAGAGAAAGCUUUGAACUAAUGAGGUCGGGUUAUCUUAAUGAACUGUACACUCUUGAAUGUUUCGAUGGUAACCAUGCACCCAUAUAAAUUCUAAUUAGAGACCGUACGUUUUCUUCUCAAGGACAUUCCUCUUCAAAAAGUCGCCUAAACUUGAAAGUAUGCCUACGAUUGUUUGAAAACCUACAAAAACCGGCCGGCGAAUACCCCUGCGUCAAGAUUUUCUGACGUGAAAUUCGAAACUCCUGUAUGUUUCCAAAUCUUUAUAAAGCUUCGCACGCCAUUUUGAUUAAGAAAUGAUUAUAUUUCCCCUAGCCGAUUAACUUUUAAUCGUUGACUUCCCAUUUAAAAGAUAACAUUUCUCAUCACUCUGAUGCCUUAAAGUUCUAGUGAUUGCACUGAAUGCACAAAACUGUCAAUAAUUAUGUUAUUGCCUCGUGCUUCACCAGCUUUAUUUAUUGCCUUGUGUCUUUCUUUUCUUUAGCAUUACAGCAUUAAUUGCUUCGUAGAAAGUUGACAUUCCUUUUUCGUUAUAACUACAAGAUGGGUUCAUUGCCGACUUUGAAUAUUUUUAGUUCACUCUUCACGAAUGACAAACCAAACUACUUGAAAAAUCGGAAGGAAAAUUAGUGCGUAGUUUGUGUAAACAUUUAUAUACGCACCUACUUGUAUCGUUCGAUCGAAAUUUGAGGAAUUUAAAGUUUUAUCUUUUGCUGAAAUUAUUGAUUUCGAUGGUAACUUACUUGAGGUGGUCUGCCUUUUUGAAGUUUGAAUUUGCACGCGAGAAUUAUUACAAACGCUUUCCCGACGCCGAAUCAUGGCUCUUUAUCGACUCAGCUGCUGACAUGUACAUCAAAGCAUUGAUCUGGAAAAAUCUUUUUGUAUUUUGAAAUACAUUAACGACUUAGCUUUUCACAGGUUGACAAUGUGUCCUUCUUUUUCUUUGAAACCCAAAUAGAAUUUUAUCUUUUAGUUUGGCCUGUUCUAGUUUAUCCUGUCAACGAUAGUUUAAAUUUAUGGCUUAUUCGCAUUCCACUUGCAAAAGUAAACAUUCUAUUUGACAAACUUCAAACAUCCUGACCUUCUUUGACGCUCCAUUUCUAGGUACCAACAGAUAUUUUACCAGUGCAAAUUACACUGUAGUGGUCUUGAGUUGUUUUGUUUUAUAAAGACGGAGAGACAGGAAAAGAUAAAUUAUAUUUUUUACUUCUUUUUUUUUUGUGGUAUAUAAUCUAGGCAAUCAUUGGAUAAAGCUGAGUAUGAUCUGAAGAAAUAUGGAGAUGGAGGAGGGUCUUAUAAUAUUGGCCGAGGCUGCAAGGCUGAGGCAUAUAUCACCCUCUAAGAUUUGUACAUUUCUUCAGAUCAUACGAAAGGCCAAUCAAAUAAUUAUUUUAUUUUUCAGUCAAAAUAAUUCCUACUUUAAAAUCAAGCUAAAACAUGCUUACCUUGAUGGAUGUUACAGUGUCGUCAUUUGCCUGUUUUCAGGCAAGUUAAGGAUAUAUAGUGGAUAUUUCAUGGUCAUACAGAGACACAAAAUUUCUCUUCGAGUGUUAAAAAAUAUUUCACGAGUGAGUGAAGUGAACAAGUGAAAGAUUCCUCAAAACAAGAAGAGAAAUUUUGUAUAUCGAUGUGGCCAUGUAAUGUUCUGUUUAUUAUGCAAAAACCAAUGAGAUACCAAACCAUUUCACUUUAAAAUACUUUUUUGCUGCGAAAGAUUUUUUUUUGUCAUGUAGUCAUAACAGAUGUGAUCUUUCCACCUGUGAAGAUAACAUGUUAUUUUCAAAUGUAAUGAUGUUAUGGUAUUUCAUUAGUGUUCUUUAGGGACAUUUGCUUUGUUUUAUUAACAUUAACAAAUUCUUUCUUAUUCCAGAAAAAAGUUACUGUUGAAAUAUGGGCAUCUCUGCAAGCAUAGCACAUUCAUCAAGAAAGUACCGUACUAGAGAGGAAUUACCACACUCCCAAAGGUCAAGACAUUCAGCCAGUGGUGGAAGAGAUGGAAAUGAAGAUGAUACAGCCAGUGUGUCAAGCUUCAGACCCUCAAGCCCACUAGCUCAUCAGGAUGCAAGAGCCUUUACUUUUAAUGGAACUCACACAAAACCACGGGAACUAAGAAGACAAGAUGUAAACCGACAUAGUUACUAUAGCAACAGGGAUUUUGGCAGUUAUCCAGGAAAUAGAGGCAGCUAUCAUGGGAGUAUGGAACGUGGUUCUUGGGCUGGAAGUGGUUCACGUUCUGCAUAUGGUACACCAAGAGGUGUAGGAUCUAGAGCUUUGGUUUCACAGAGUUCUUCUAGUUUCUAUGCACCUGGUCGCACAAUGCGUGAUGUCAGAGAAUAUUUGAUGAGUAAUCCAGACUUACUAGCAGGUAAGAAGAGUAGGAAAGUUAGACAGCCUACGGAGAGUGAGUUGUAUGGUUUAACAAACAGUAAUUACAAGCAAAUGAAGACUAAGCAGAAUGUUUAUAUGGGACUUAUAAACCCUCCAGUGAUCUAUGGAAUGGGAGCCAGACCAAAUGAUCGUGAUCGGCAACUCAGAGUAGACCAGAAGUUGUAUCUUAAUCUUGUGUAUCCAACUAUUAGAGCAAAGGAGUAUCACAACCAAGCAAUUAGGUCUCGUCCACCACUCAAACAUGAUGGCAUGGUUGUGGUAAGAAGGGAUGACCAUUUGCGGCAGCCAAAUGGCUACGUUAGAAGACCAUUACCACAAAUGCACGUGUCGAGACUUCAUGAAGCUCCCUUAGCGAGAACUUAUCCUGAGUCUAUUUAUGGUGACAGGGCACUCUCUGCUCCUUUGCCAAAGGGUAGAGGUCGCCCACCAACAUCAAGCAAAGGUAUUCCCAAAAGAGGAAGUAAUGACUAUAUUGAUUUACCACAUAUUACUGAGGAACCGCACACAAGUCGAUCUGUUAAAAGUGAGAGGCAAGUCCCUGAAUUCAGGCAUAUGAAUGGUCAUGUUAAUCAUGAACAACCAACGCAAAAGACCGCAACACAAAAGACUGCAAGAGGAGUUAAUGACGAUGAUGAAGUGGUUUUUUCAUUCAAUGUGGAUGAUUUAGAACUGAGGAAAAAGUCUAGCAAGGAAAGAGAACAAGUUGUACCUCUUUACUUCAGGAAAUCUCUGGCUUAUAGCCCUAAGUAUGAGUACAGUGAAGACCUUUUGUCAAGUCCAUUGUGAAGAUAAAGACCUCAUGUACUAAUAAUAAACAUGCUUAGCUGUAACAGUUCACUUUAUGUUAGAAGAUCGCAAAUUGAGGCAAAAUUGAAAUGUUUGUCAUGCACUGUACAUGAAAAUUUACCUCUCACCAUGUAGACAUUGCUAUUACAGACACCCCAAUGAUGUCAACAACAGCUAAAUCCCCUUUGAAGAUCAUUAACAAAAUGUUUGACUGAAAUAUAAUGUACACUCCUGCUAUUA
Porites evermanni is the source of this 3574-nucleotide messenger RNA. NCBI's taxonomy places the organism in Eukaryota, Metazoa, Cnidaria, Anthozoa, Scleractinia, Poritidae. The record is from the annotation of a GenBank genome assembly.